Messenger RNA from Aspergillus udagawae, 1500 nucleotides. Its product is annotated as putative choline transport protein. NCBI's taxonomy places the organism in Eukaryota, Fungi, Ascomycota, Eurotiomycetes, Eurotiales, Aspergillaceae. The transcript is spliced from 4 exons. Gene Ontology annotation, cellular component: membrane. Gene Ontology annotation, biological process: transmembrane transport. Bases 1 to 1500 code for a protein of 499 amino acids. The record is from RefSeq and is a predicted model, not a curated record. Gene Ontology annotation, molecular function: transmembrane transporter activity.
AUGGAUACUUCCUAUGAUCCCAACAUGAUGGACGAUGCACGUUUAGAGGCUGCCUUAGGACACAAGCAGGAGCUGAGAAGACACUUUGAUCUCUUCAGCUUGGUCAGUCUCGGUAUUGUCAUUGCGAACUCCUGGGCCGUUACUGGAGGAACGGUCGUGGCAGCUCUGCAAGAUGGAGGCUCCAUGGCAAUGCUUUACGGCCUCAUACUUGUCAGUAUAUUCUAUACACUCAUAUCCGCAUCCCUGUCCGAGCUCGCGUCUUCGAUGCCAUCAGCCGGGGGUGUUUAUUAUUGGGCAUCGGUGUCAAGCCAAGAAUAUGGACGGUUUGUUGGCUUUUUAACCGGAUAUCUGAAUGCUUGUGCCUGGCUUCUGUCAGCUGCGUCGAUUAGCUCCAUGCUCGGAAAUGAGGCCGUGGCCAUGUACAUGCUCCUCAAUCCCGGCUCGCAAUGGCAUUCGUGGCAGGUGUUCAUCGUUUUCCAACUGCUGGCUUGGAUAUGCUGCGCGAUAGUUUGUUUCGGGAAUAAACAUAUCCCUACGUUGAACCGAGCUGCUCUUGUGCUCUCUAUGUGUGGUCUGUUGGUGACUGUCAUUAUCCUCGCCGUCAUGCCGAGAAAGCAUGCAAGCAAUGAUGAGGUUUGGAGAAGAUAUCACAACAACACUGGCGGUUGGUCGGAUGGAAUUUGCUUCCUCAUAGGUUUGAUCAACCCGGCCUUUUCAGUCGGAGUCCCCGACUGCAUCACUCAUCUUUCCGAAGAAGUUGUGAAGCCCAGAACCAGAGUCCCUCAAGGAAUGAUGCUCCAGAUGUUAACUGCCUUUAUCACGACUUUUGUCUACCUAAUUGCUUUGCUGUACUCCAUUGAGGACCUUGACGCUGUUUUACAUAGCGAUAUCUCGUCUUUUCCAACAGCAGAAAUCUACCGACAAGCCACUGGGUCCAGGCAGGGGGCAGUCGGACUGGUUGCGGUGCUCUUCCUGACCGCGUUUCCAACCCUAGUUGGGGUUUACAUCACCGGGGGUCGCAUGUGGUGGAGUCUUGCUCGUGACAACGCAACGCCUUUCGCCUCAUAUUUCAGUCAUGUCCAUCCAACACAGAAGAAUCCCAUCCGCGCCACAGUAGCUAUGGCUGGUAUGGCACUACUAUCGUCCUAUGUUGUGCUGAGCACUCUGUCAUAUCUAGGGGCUAUUCUGCCGCAUGUGCUGACAGGCCGCAAGAAUAUAGUGCCCGGACCUUUCUACAUGGGAAGAAAGAUCGGCUUGGUGGUGAACGGAGUGGCUGUGGUCUAUAUUCUUGUUACAAUUGUUCUCUUUUGCUUUCCACUCACCCUCCCGGUCACAGUUCACAACAUGAACUAUUCAAGUGUUAUUGCUGUAGGACUAGUCACUUUGACCGCGUUAUGGUGGUUCGUUGGCGGAAGACGUGAUUAUAGGAGGCCGCAAUACAGCGUCGACAUCGCGCAAGGUCUUCCUGCCGAGUUGGAUACAGAGAAGGGACCAUCAUGA